Molecule: messenger RNA, 1263 nt
Organism: Diaporthe citri
Lineage: Eukaryota; Fungi; Ascomycota; Sordariomycetes; Diaporthales; Diaporthaceae
Exons: 4
Coding region: 1-1263 (420 amino acids)
Biological process (GO): proteolysis
Molecular function (GO): aspartic-type endopeptidase activity
Source: RefSeq, a predicted model, not a curated record
AUGCAGUUCAUCUGCAUGUGUCUUUCCCUCUUGGUCUCGACUGUCCUCUGUCUUGUUCCCUCCGUUGGCACCUUCACCUUGGACACCAUUCCCAACCGUGGUUUCAAGGGCCGCAACGGCACUGCUGCCUACCUCAGGGCCAUAGCCAAGUAUGCCCAUCUGGCCGACAAAGAUGGUGUCAACAAGGCUACAAGCCCUUCCGAUGCCAACUCAUCUGACCCCUUGGGCGAGAUAGUAGGUUUCAACGAGGAAAACGACCGUGAGUGGCUGUGUCCCGUCAAGAUUGGCACUCCUGGCCAGACUCUCAACUUGGACCUUGAUACCGGUUCUGCGGACCUCUGGGUCUUCACCCCUGAGUCAUCUCAAUACCCCGGUUCCCUUGGAAACCGGAGCAUCUUUGAUAUGAAUUCGUCCUCCACUGUUCGACACCAAGACGGUCGAAGUUGGACCAUAACCUAUGGUGAUGGUACCUUCGCUGGUGGCAACGUUGUCACUGAUAACGUCGAGCUGGGCAACCUCACGGUCAAGAAUGCUACCAUUGAGAUCGCAACUCACUAUAGUAGCAGCCUCAUCGACUAUGAUGCGUUUCUAUCAGGUCUCAUGGGUCUGGCUAUCAAUCUCUCCACUACGAUUACUGCCGACGAUAGUCAUGCAAAGGACGAGGAGACCUACGGCAUAAUCAGCCAGCUCAAGGCCCAGGGUAUCGACUCCAUCGGCGUCGACCUAGAAUAUCACAACAAGGGUACCUUCACUUUUGGGAGGGCCAACACUUCCGCAUAUCUCGGCGAGAUGCACUACCAGCCCGUCAUGCCGGGCAAGGGCUACUGGCAAGUUCAGCUGUCCACUAUUCGGUAUGCGGACAGCAACGAGACGUUGGUCCACGCAUGGCCAACCAUCGUCGACACCGGCACCUCGCUGAUGCUGAUGGGCUCUGACGAUAUUGUCGAAGACUACUGGAGCCUUGUACCGAGCGCAAAGUACUCAUUCAGCGAGUACGGCUAUGUGUUCCUGUGCAACGAGACCCUGCCCGACUUCCACUUUGGUUUCGUCGAGACCUGGUCCGAAUUCACUGUGCCUGGCCGGUACAUGAAUUACUCGGAGACUGUGGGCGGGACCAUGAGUAACGAGUGGUGCUAUGGUGGUCUUCAGUCCUCUGACAUAGGCGUCACCAUCAUGGGUGAUGUCGUCCUCAAGGCCGUCUAUGUCGACUUCAACAUCGCCAAGGAGUCCGUCGGUUUCGCCCGCAAGCACCUCCAGUCCUGA